Molecule: messenger RNA, 1243 nt
Organism: Lucilia sericata (common green bottle fly)
Lineage: Eukaryota; Metazoa; Arthropoda; Insecta; Diptera; Calliphoridae
Gene: Dlc90F
Product: dynein light chain Tctex-type
Exons: 1
Coding region: 251-586 (111 amino acids)
Biological process (GO): microtubule-based movement
Cellular component (GO): cytoplasmic dynein complex; cytoplasm
Molecular function (GO): dynein intermediate chain binding
Source: RefSeq, a predicted model, not a curated record
CUCUGGCCAAAAGAAACAGAGCAGACAAGCCGAAAACACAAAAAUUUUUACCUACAAAACGUAUUCCGGAAUUUUCUGUUCGCAAAAAUUUUUUUGCAUAAAUAAUUAGCAAAAAAAACAUUUUUGAGGCGUAUAAUUAAAUUAAAUAAAAACGCAGUCAGUUCAGAAAGCAAAAUAACUGCAGUGAUUUAUUAAAAAUUGUGAUUUAAAUUAGUGUAUUAAAAGAAAACGAGAAAAGCAAAAGACAAAUAUGGAUGAUUCACGCGAAGAGAAUCAAUUUAUUGUAGAUGAUGUAAGCAAAAUCAUAAAGGAAGCUAUAGAAUCCACCAUUGGUGGCAACGCCUACCAGCACGACAAGGUAAACAAUUGGACGGGUCAGGUGGUGGAGAAUUGUCUGAGCAUGUUGACCAAGGAACAAAAACCCUACAAAUACAUAGUGACCUCGAUGAUAAUGCAAAAGAAUGGUGCCGGUCUGCAUACAGCCUCCUCCUGCUAUUGGAACAACGAUACAGAUGGCAGUUGUACAGUACGUUGGGAGAAUAAAACCAUGUAUUGUAUUGUUUCCGUUUUCGGUUUGGCCGUUUAAGUCGUUUCAGCUGAAGUCUAGGGAGGAGUAAUAACCAGCAGUAUGUAGAGAGUCCAGUCCUAACAGAUGGGUACGACAUAGUUUUAUAAAUAAUCUUAAGUUUCUUUUUUUUACAUACACAAAUACAAUUAAAUUGAGGCAUUCGUUUAAAAAAAAAGAAAACAAACAAUUUUAUAUAAAACUUGGUUUUCGCAAGAAAAAGAAGAAAAAAAAAAAAAAAAAAACAAAAGAAAAGAAAAUUCGGCAGGCAGCUGCAUUACAACAAUUAUACCUAUUGUUUUUAUAAAAACAAACCUAAUUUUAAAUUCUACAUUUUUCUUUUGUUUUCCUUUUUUUAUUUUUUUGUCUUUUAAGGGGAGGGAAAGGAGAAGACUCUUGAGUAGUAUUCCAAUUUAUAAAUAAAAUUUAAAAUAAAUUAAAAAUUUACUGUUAAAAUAUAUAAAUAAAUUAAUAAAAAUCUAAGCCAUUCUUUAGAAAAAAUACAAAAACAAAACAAACUUAUCAAAACAAAAAAGAAAAAUUGACAAGAUCAAGGCAACAACAAAUCUGCAAACAAAAAAAAAAUACCGUUAUUCUCUCAAAAAUGCAAAAAGAAGAAGAAGCAAAAAAAAAAUGUCGGAAAAGCUUCAAUAAUUCAAAUUAGAGUAGUAGUGGCUA